Messenger RNA from Lutzomyia longipalpis, 1056 nucleotides. RefSeq lists its product as uncharacterized. NCBI's taxonomy places the organism in Eukaryota, Metazoa, Arthropoda, Insecta, Diptera, Psychodidae. Gene Ontology annotation, biological process: sensory perception of taste. Gene Ontology annotation, cellular component: membrane. The record is from RefSeq and is a predicted model, not a curated record. Bases 77 to 976 code for a protein of 299 amino acids. The transcript has 2 exons.
AACUAAUGGGGAUAGCUCGUCCCUUUUGUGAAGGAAUCAAUUUCAUUUACAUUCGUUGCUUUGCACAGCUAGGAUAAUGGCGGAUUUUGCGUUGAGUCGAAGAGUAAUUCUCUGCUUCCAGCUAUGUGGUUUGCAUUCCAUUAAUCUGUCCCAUAUGAAGGACUCCAAGGAGGUGGAUGGUGCCAUGAUCAAGUACAGGUUGUACCAGUUGCUGCACAUCAUUGUCGUCGGGGCAAACUGCAUCGUCGUCAUUUUCUGCCCCAACUCCAUCAUGUUCGCCAAUGAUCCUCUGGGCAGGUUCAACGAUUGGAUAAAAUAUUACGCUGCUCUCUUUACAUCCUGCCUCAUUCUCACGGAAUCCUAUUUCCGUGUGCGACAGCUCAUUGAGAUUUUUCGCCUCUCGGGGCGACUGGAUGGGAUUUUUGGGAGUAUUCGUGUGGAUCUGAGUCAGGAGAGUGUGACGUCCUAUCGUGUCUACAUCCGGAAGUUCCUCCCCUUUGCUGCAAUGCUGCUUCUGCUGGAGAUUUGGGCACUUCCCUUCUUCCUCACAAACACACCAAUGUUCAACUACUGGAUCCUCACGUUCCCCAUGCUACUGCAGAGUCGCUUCCGGCAGUUGCAACAUAUCCUCUAUAUUGAUCUCUGUCAUCACUAUGCACGUGUCCUGGCGAGCAAUGUGAAGGAGCUUGCGGUAUUUCUGAAUGCCCUCGAGGGCACAUCCGGAGACUCCUCGGCGGAAUAUCGAAGGAAAUUUGUCAAUUACCGCUUCAGGGUGCUACAGAGAGCUCAUCACGUUGUCUGGGAAAUCUCCAACUGUAUCAAUACCUACUUCGGGUGGUCCCAGGUGGCGAAUUAUGCUUUCCACUUCCUUCAACUUCUCGCAGACUCCUACUGGCUCUACUACCGGUUCUACAAUCAAUCCUACGGCGUCGGAAUGUGCAAUUCAGAGCAUCUCAAUUUGGUUGCAUCGCAUUAAAUUUACAGUCUAUGAUGGAAAAAUAUCAGAAACUCUUCUCAAUUUCUCCCUGCAGAUGAUUCAAGAGCCGGUGAUUUUUC